AUGGCAGCAAAGCAAAAAUCGAAAAAGCACGAUGAGAAGCACAAGGGACAAAUCCCUGGUCCAAAGGGCCUUCCGGUCAUCGGCAACCUUCUCGACAUCGACGUCACAAACUCGCUACAAUCGAUAAUCGACAUGGCCAAAGACUAUCCAAAACUCUUCGCGCUAAAUGUCGGCGGAAACACAGAGAUCAUGAUCUGCAGCCGCGACCUGAUGGACGAAUUAGCGGAUGAAUCACGAUUCCAUAAACUUGUUGUUGGUGGUGUUGAGAAGCUACGGCCUCUAGCUGGCGAUGGCCUCUUCUCGGCGCAGCAUAAUAACCAGGAAUGGGCUAUUGCGCAUCGAAUCCUCAUGCCGCUAUUCGGACCUCUCACGAUUAGAGAGAUGUUGCCCGAUAUGCGAGAUAUCUCAGAACAGCUUUGUCUAAAAUGGGCACGAUUAGGUUCCUCCGCUACCAUCGACGUCGCAAACGAUUUCACACGACUAACACUCGACACCAUCGCCCUCUGCACAAUGGGCUUCCGCUUCAACAGCUUCUACAGCAACGAGAAAAUGCAUCCCUUUGUAGAGAGCAUGGUCGCAGCCCUCGUCGACGCAGAUAAGCAAUCCAUGCUCCCCGAUGUCGUGCAGUCAUUUCGACUACGAGCCCAAUCCCAUUUUAAGAAGAAUGCUGCUGUGAUGAAGACAACAUGUCAUGAUAUCCUCGACCAGCGACGGAAGAAUCCUGUCGAGGGCAAAGAUCUUCUCAAUGCGAUGAUGAGUGGCAAGGAUCCCAAGACGGGAAUGGGUAUGAGUGAUGGGAACAUUGUCGACAAUCUCAUUACUUUUCUCGUCGCUGGCCACGAGACUACCUCUGGUCUUUUGUCCUUUGCAUUCUACUACCUUCUCGAGAACCCCGAGAAACUACAAAAAGCUCGCGAGGAGGUCGACGAGGUUUUGGGUGACGAUGCCAUCACAGCAGAUCAUCUUCCCAAGAUGCCCUACAUCAACAUGAUCUUCCGCGAGACCCUUCGUCUUAUGCCCACUGCACCAGGCUUCUACGUCACACCAUUCAAAGACGAAGUCAUCGGUGGUCAAUACAACGUCUCCGCAGGCGAUCCCCUCUUUCUUUUCCUCCACAUGAUCCACCGCGAUCCCGAAGUCUGGGGCCCUGAUGCCGAGGAGUUCAGGCCUGAGAGGAUGGCAGACGAGCACUUUAACAAGCUCCCCAAGAACGCUUGGAAGCCUUUCGGUAACGGUAUGCGAGGCUGCAUCGGUCGAGAGUUUGCAUGGCAAGAAGCUCAAAUCGUUACCAUCAUGCUUCUUCAGAACUUUGACAUGGUCAAAGCCGAUCCUAACUACCAACUUAAGAUCAAGCAGUCGCUCACCAUCAAGCCCGACGGUUUCAACAUGAAGGUCAAGCUUCGAGAGGGACGCGACUUGACCAACCUCUUCAAGAACCCCAGCAUGGCUAGCUCCAAGCAGCCCAGUCUGUCCAGCCGAAAGAACCUCAACAUCUCACAGAAGGACCUGAAGCCCAUUUCCAUCUUUUAUGGAUCCAACACUGGAACUUGUGAGGCACUGGCAGAGCGGUUGUCGGCUGAUUGUGCGACCUUCGGAUUCAUGCCCUCUAAGCCUCUGCCGCUUGAUGACGCUACGAGGAAUAUGUCAAAGGAGGGACCGAACAUCAUCCUGGCUGCCUCAUAUGAUGGAAAGCCUUCUGAUAAUGCUACCGAGUUUAUGAAGUGGGCUGAGGCACUGCAGCCUGGGGAGCUGGAGGGCACCCAGUUCGCUGUUUUCGGAUGCGGCCACAAAGACUGGGUAUCAACCUUGUAUCGUAUUCCCAAGGUUCUCGACAAGUGCUUAGCUGACGCUGGCGCCGAUCGUCUCGUCGACAUUGGUCUCACCGACGCCAGCACCGGCCGUCUAUACCCCGACUUCGAUGACUGGGCACACAGCAAGCUCUUCCCCGAACUAGCCAGCCGCCACGGCAUCACACUCGACCACGAGCCUGACUCUCUUGAACUGAGCGUCACUGUCAACCAGUCCCAGCGGAAUGAUAUCGGAGGGAACUUCCAGAGGGCUGAGGUCGUGGAGAACACUCUUCUCACUAGCCCUGGUGUUCCUCGCAAGUACAGUCUACUCCUCAAGUUACCGAAGGAUAUGGCAUAUACUCCUGGUGAUCAUGUCUUGAUUCUUCCCAAGAAUCCGCCUCAGCUUGUUGAGCGAGUCAUGACUUGCUUUGGUGUCGAUGAUGAUACUGUCUUGACUGUGUCGUCGCAGCGACCUACUUUCCUUCCCACCGGCACUCCCAUUCUUGCCUCGAGCCUCUUCAGCACUCUUGUUGAACUGUCACAGACAGUCAGUCGCACCAGCCUCAAGAGACUGGUUGACUUUGCAGGCAAUGAGGAGACCAAGGCUGAGAUCCAGAGUCUCGCUGGUGAUAGAUACGAUGUCGAGAUUGACGAACAACGCAUGUCCAUUCUCGACAUCCUCCGCAAAUACCCCUCCAUCAACAUGCCCCUAUCAACCUUCCUCUCCAUGCUUCCCCAGAUGCGUCCCCGCACAUACUCCUUCGCCUCAACACCAGAGUGGAAGCCUGGCCACGGCUCACUUCUCUUCUCUGUCGUUGAAGCCACUGAAGCCAGUGGCUCAUCGCUUGCACGCCCUGGCGGUCUAGCUACCAACUACAUGGCCCAGCUCCGCCCCGGCGACUCUGUUCUCGUCGAGCCUCGACCUUGCAGAGUUGAGCUUCGCACUGCAAUGACUACUGAGCUCAACGUCCCUAUCGUCAUGAUCGCUGUUGGCGCUGGUCUCGCUCCCUUCUUGGGAUUCAUGCAGAAGCGAUACCUGCAAAAGAACUCGGGUCAAUUGUCCAAUUCCUCCUCCACACUUUUCUUUGGCUGCCGUGGCGCCAAGAUGGAUGACAUCUGUCGCGAUACACUAGACGAAUACUCUCGCGCUGGUGUCGUAACAAUCCACCGCGCCUUCAGUCGAGAUUGGGACUCGCCGCACAAGUAUGUUCAGCACUUGGUGGCUAAGCACGCUGAUACCCUGGCAAGACUUUGGGGACAGGGAGCUAUUGUGAUGGUCUGCAGUGGUAAGAAGGUAUCUGAUGAUGUGUUUGAUGUCUUGGGUCCUAUUCUCCAUAGUGAGGAUAGAAGGUUGAACACUACGAGGGCGAGUGACUGGAAGACUUGGAGAGAAGGCGUUAGCAAGGAGCGGUUGAUCUUGGAGGUGUUUGGUUAAGCUGGCGCUCUCGGUGAUGAGUACUGUUUGUUGAUGUACCUUAGCAUAGCGUUGCGGGU
Molecule: messenger RNA, 3284 nt
Organism: Fusarium verticillioides 7600
Lineage: Eukaryota; Fungi; Ascomycota; Sordariomycetes; Hypocreales; Nectriaceae
Exons: 6
Coding region: 1-3225 (1074 amino acids)
Cellular component (GO): cytosol
Molecular function (GO): FMN binding; iron ion binding; heme binding
Source: RefSeq, a predicted model, not a curated record